UAUUCACUACCAAGAUCUCAAGGUAAAUGGAACUUUUGCACAUUUAGACUACAUUAUGGUGUGACAAAAGAAGAGCAUUCCCCAGCUGAAAACACAAACUUUUUAUGUAUAACAUACAGAAUGGCCGAUGGUGAUAUUUACAUUGAGAAACCUUAGUGUAGGAAGUCUAUAAUACAGUGUAAUAUUUUCUUAGCUCAGAGUAUGAAAAGACAACUUAGAUAAAGGCGAUUAAAAUAUGCCCUUUGGUAGCUCACUAUACUGCUAUGUUAAUGUUAUGUGUUUCAUCCUUGCUAUAUGGUAAAUACACCAGGAUGACCCUUUAAAAAAAAAAAAAAAAAUCAGAUUAGCAAUUUUAGAAGGAACAGUGUCCUCUUGUGGUCCAAGAUAUAAACUACACUUUGUUAAAAAAAAUCCUUUUAGAUUCAGCGAGAUGGACUGAGUGCCGGCACACUGCAGUGGAGAUUGAGAGCAUUGCUCCAGCUAACAGAAAGGGCCACAGCGCAGUAGUGUACAAUUCCAGCAUGUACAUCUAUGGGGGAUACUUCGACAUCAAAGGGAUUUCACAAGAGUUUUGGGCUUUACGUUUUGAGACAGGAGAGUGGUCACAGGUAUCUCCACUAUCUUGCGACACUGGUCCAGGACCCCGGCAUGGGCACUCAGCUGUGGUUUAUGGCACGGGCAUGUACCUGUUUGGUGGACUGAUGGGGCUGAGUGAACAGAGGGACCUUUGGAAGUGGGACUUUACAAGCUGCAAGUGGUCCACUAUCAGAACAAGCCAAGGACCUCCAAAAGUGGUGGGACACUCUUCUGUGGUCUUUCAAGACUCCAUGCUGACUUUUGGUGGAGGGAUUUCAAAUUCUAGGCCUAACAACAGCCUGUGGAAGUACCAUUUCAGUUCCCAGAUGUGGGAAAAACUGGCUAGUAACACAGAGGUAAUUCUUUCUUCUAAAAGAUAUCACCGCAUCCUGGGAAUUGGUGUUGGUUUCCAGCUGACGCCAGGUUUCUCCAGAGCAUCCCCCAUCAAUCACUGGUGUCCAAAGGGGAAAGAGCCUCAAAAAUCGCCGGCAGUUUCGAAGCAGCGGGCCCUUUUUCAUGGCUACUUUCGCCAGCAGCAUGUACACCAACCAUGCGGCAACGAGAUAGAAAUGAAAACCUUUAGCCAGCCUCUGGAGCCAUUGGGCUUUUGCUCAUUCCAAACCUCUUCAGAUGCACAGCUGUGUGCAGACAAAGCACAGAGCAUGUUUUCCAAAAAUGAGCAUCUCUCCCAUUGCAGCUCUUCCAAAGAACAAGCUCUCGCUGCCGCUGAAGUUACAAAAAAUAGGAGAGGAACUGACUGUUGGCCUGAGAGACCUACAAGUAUGGCAAGUACCAACCAUCCUGAUAUGCUGCUCCUGAUUGGGGGCAAGCCUCUGUCCAGUCUCUGUGAAAUCUCACUCUGGCAAAUGGAGCUGAACAGCAUUUAAAUGACUUACACAUACGGAGGGAGAAGAGAGCCAUUCCCACCUGCUUCUCAGCAGAACUACGAAGGAAGUAUUUUAUCCAAUGGCCUACUGCACAUUCUGGAUGAAAAAUAGUCUUCCUAAUACCUGACCUGCACUUCUUUUUAUACAGUCUCUGUUCAUGCUCCUGGUUUUGUGCAGUGGAGAGAUUCCUACCCAGAUGCUUGUUGGAUCCUCUUUUAACCCAAAAUUACAGUAGAUCUCCUUGCAACCCUCUCCCUGAGGGGAACCUGUUGAGCUCCUGAUUCCACCCUUCUCUAUAGUUGCCUUGUCUUUUGGCCACUUUCUAAGUCUUCUUUUUUUUUUUAAGUUGGUGGCCAAUUCUGUGUACAGAUCAUGGAACCCUUUAGGUUAGAAGGGUCAUAGAAUCCUAGUGGGUCCUUCUAGGCCUUACAAGCACUAUUUAUAGAGUAAAGUGUGCCAAUUGUACCUUGACUUACACCCAGGCAACCCCAUCAACAUCAACACAAUGUA
Molecule: messenger RNA, 1973 nt
Organism: Dermochelys coriacea (leatherback sea turtle)
Lineage: Eukaryota; Metazoa; Chordata; Testudines; Dermochelyidae
Product: kelch domain-containing protein 3-like
Exons: 4
Coding region: 522-1463 (313 amino acids)
Cellular component (GO): Golgi apparatus
Molecular function (GO): protein binding
Source: RefSeq, a predicted model, not a curated record